AAUUUAUUUUGAUGUUUGUAUUUGCACUUUCUCUCAGCUCCCCCAACUUUCACUGACCUCCAGGGAUCUGUUGUUAUUUGUACACGAACAAGCUGCAUCUGAAUUAAAUCCAGAUAAAACAUUUAUGCAUAUUUAUAGAUAUUCCAUGUUUUUAAACCACAUUCCACCACAGUGCCCUGAUGUGCAGUGUUCAGCUCCACAUCACCGCACAGAGCACCGCCCGGGCCCAGGGCCAUGUCGGCGAGGGGCGGGGAGCGGCGCGGAGCUCCUCCCCUCUCCUGCGCGCAGUCACCGGGGCUGCCGGACCGGAGCAACUCGGCACCACCGACCAUCCGCCGCUGGUUGCUCCUCCGCGCUGGGCGCAAAAGACUCGGAGCUCCCACCUCCGCCCGUCCCUCCUCACGGCGAUUGACAUGGCUUCCGACGGCAUGGACGAGCGCUCCCCGCUGCUGUCGGGCCCCAACUCCGGGAACGUGACCCCCACUGCGCCCCCGUACCUGCAGGACUCGAGCCCCCGAGCCGAACUACCUCCUCCUUACACAGCCAUCGCCAGCCCCGACGCCGGCGGUGUGCCUGUCAUCAACUGCCGAGUGUGCGAGUCGCUCAUCAACCUGGACGGGAAGCUGCAUCAGCACGUGGUCAAGUGCACGGUCUGCAAUGAAGCUUCGCCCAUCAAGAAUCCCCCAACAGGGAAGAAGUAUGUUAGGUGUCCCUGCAACUGCCUGCUCAUCUGUAAAGACACGUCCAGGAGGAUAGGAUGUCCUCGACCAAACUGCAGACGCAUUAUCAACCUGAGCCCGGUGAUGGUCAUCCCAGAGGAGCAGCCCGCUCAGCCGGCGCUGCCCAUCCAGCCUCAGGGGAUGAGGGUGGUCUGCGGUCACUGUGGCAACACCUUCCUGUGGAUGGAGCUUCGGUUUAACACACUCGCCAAGUGUCCCCACUGCAAAAAAAUAUCCUCUGUUGGUAGUGCGCUCCCUAGGAGGCGCUGCUGUGCUUACAUAACCAUAGGAAUGAUCUGCAUUUUCAUUGGUGUGGGUUUAACUGUUGGUACUCGGGACUUUGCCAGUCGUUACAACGCCACUUACGUGUCGUGGGCAUUCGCCUACCUGCUGGGCCUCAUCUGUCUGAUACGAGCCUGCUACUGGGGAGCAAUCAAAGUGAGCUACCCGGAGAACAGCUUUGCCUAGGAUGGACACGGCUCAGCACGGCUCAGCACAGCCCUGUACGGCCGGACGAUCAAACCCCAGUAUUUAGGUUCAGAUCUGAAAGCGGUCAUGUUCAGUGGAGUGGAACGUCUGCAGAGUGCGCUGACGAGGUUGAAGUAUGUGUGUUAGUGUGUGUGUGUUGGGAGAUGUAUCCCGUUGCGUUUGAGUCUCGGAAUGUUUUUAGCUCACUGAACAAACCUCUCGUACGUCGAUCGACCUCCUCCUGCUCCACACAGACUCAAAUCCUGCCCUGGUUUUGCAGAAUCCUCCAAAAUACAGAAUCAAGAUAAAAAUUGUGAUUUUUUUUUUUAGCAAUGCAAAAUGAUUUGUUUCCUGCGCUGAUUUAGAAAUGAUCGUUUAGCGAACUGACUGGAUUUGGUCUUUGUGGAGCGUCUUUAUUUAGUUGAUCAGCAGCCUGCUGAACUGACGGUACCCUGUUGAUUUCUUUUGUUUCUGACCAGACCAAAAUAAGAACAGUUUGCCCAUUGCACUACGAUUAUAUGCAAUUGUAUGUGUUGUUUUGCUGCUAGUUAAAACUCCAGCUACAGAAAGCUACAUACUCAAAGUGUAUUGUACCCAUUUACCUUGCCUGUGUACACUGACAUAGUAUUGCUAUAUGAUUUUAACUCUCGAUGAUGAUCGACUUUUAAAAAGAAAUCGCCCUUAAAUAUCCAUGCGUGCCAACUUUGCUGCCCAGUAUUAGACGAGAAGAGCAUCAGAUCAACAGGAGUUUGUUUAUUUGUUUGUGCCAUGCAGCUUUGAACAAUAGCAAUAACCCUCCUCCCUGAGUUAUUUUCAACCUCCGUCACUGCGUCCGUCACUGCGCCCGUCACUGCGCCCGUCACUGCGCUUUUCGUUGCCUUCUCACUGGUGGAAAAAUGUGAGACUCACGUUUGCAUGUUGAUUUUGUUUUUCAGUUACAGAGUGUUAUUUUUCUCCUGUUUCAGUGUGGUAGCCGAUGCGUAUGGUGUUCCUGUCUUUGCUCUUUCUGCCUGUGCGUUAGAAUGUAAACCCUCCUCUUCCUCCUCCUCCUCCUC
Molecule: messenger RNA, 2242 nt
Organism: Paralichthys olivaceus (Japanese flounder)
Lineage: Eukaryota; Metazoa; Chordata; Actinopteri; Pleuronectiformes; Paralichthyidae
Gene: pip4p2
Product: phosphatidylinositol-4,5-bisphosphate 4-phosphatase 2
Biological process (GO): phosphatidylinositol dephosphorylation
Cellular component (GO): plasma membrane; phagocytic vesicle membrane; lysosomal membrane
Molecular function (GO): phosphatidylinositol-4,5-bisphosphate 4-phosphatase activity
Source: RefSeq, a predicted model, not a curated record